AUGAAGUUCUUCACCGCCCUUACCCUUUCCUCUAUUUUCGCCGGAGCUUCUGCUUUCUCCGCUGUCGCCCCCAAUGUUGGAAACACUGAACCUGUUAACAAGUCUUUGAAGGGUAUUGAUUCGAACGAAGAUGUCUUUGACCCAACCGGAGGAGACAACAGUGCCUUGAUCCGAAACAACAAUGAUGAAGUUUGGGUUCCACAGAGAGCAAGACCUCGCAGAAACCGUAAGAAUGCCACCAUGCGUGGAAUGGUCAGAGAGAACAUUGUCACUCCAUCCAACUUCAUCUACCCUCUUUUCAUCCACGAGGAGGACUACAACACAGCCAUCCCUUCCAUGCCUGGAUGUGAGCGUCACUCACUUGAAAAUAUGUUGAAAGAAGUCGGAGAGGCGUACAAUGUGGGAGUCAAGACCUUUGUUCUUUUCCCCAAGGUCCCCGAUGAAUUGAAGACCAACCUUGGACAAGAAGCAUACAACCCAGAGGGUAUUGUCCCCCGUGCGCUUCGCCUCAUCAAGGCCGCAUACCCUGACUCCAUUGUCUGUACUGAUGUCGCCUUGGAUCCUUACUCUGAUCAAGGACACGACGGUGUUGUCGAAAACGGAAAGAUUUUGAACGACGUCACCAUCAACCAGCUUUGUAAGCAAGCCGUCUGCCAAGCCAAGUCGGGAUCCGAUGUUGUCGCUCCUAGUGAUAUGAUGGAUGGUCGUGUUGGUGCCAUCCGUGACGCCCUUGACUCUGAGGGAUUUACUGAUGUCUCUAUUCUUUCUUACACUGCCAAGUAUGCUUCCGCAUACUAUGGACCCUUCCGUGAUGCUUUGGACAGUCACCCUGGAUUCGGAGACAAGAAGACUUACCAACAGGACCCUGCCAACGGUCGUGAAGCGCUUAUUGAGGCCGCUCUUGAUGCUGCUGAGGGUGCCGAUAUGCUUAUGGUCAAGCCUGGUAUGCCUUACUUGGAUAUCAUCCGCCGCUUGAAGGAUGCCACUCCUUUGCCGGUUGCCGCCUACCACGUUUCUGGGGAAUACGCCAUGAUUAAGGCUGCCUGCGAAAAGGGAUGGUUGAACGAAAAGGAUGUUGUUAUGGAAACCCUCACCUGCUUCAAGAGAGCUGGUGCCGACAUCAUUCUGACUUACUAUGCCAAGCAAGCUGCUCAAUGGAUUGAGCAAGACGGGCUAUAUUAA
Messenger RNA from Cylindrotheca closterium, 1182 nucleotides. NCBI's taxonomy places the organism in Eukaryota, Bacillariophyta, Bacillariophyceae, Bacillariales, Bacillariaceae. The record is from the annotation of a GenBank genome assembly.